This is a messenger RNA of Prunus armeniaca (apricot), 288 nucleotides long. Lineage: Eukaryota; Viridiplantae; Streptophyta; Magnoliopsida; Rosales; Rosaceae. The record is from the annotation of a GenBank genome assembly.
AUGGCCUUGGCCCACGUCGACGUUCCAGAACGAAGGAUAGUUGUUGGACAGCAGGAGGGAGAAAACCAUCUGGAUCAAGCCACGACGCAGGGAUCCGCGGAUAUGGCUCAGCCUUGUUUCUUUAGAAGCUACAAGGGGGAGGCCACUGGAGCAGGUUGGAUUGGAGGAGAAGGAGUGGAGAAAAAUGAAGAAGGCCAGGCUUUUAUAUUGGCGCUAGAAUAUGAAACGAAAGGGCAUGGCUCUCGAGAGAGACGUAGCGGUCUGACUGCACGUUCGCACGCGCAAUGA